Messenger RNA from Nylanderia fulva, 889 nucleotides. It is a transcript of the gene Psf3, whose product is annotated as DNA replication complex GINS protein PSF3. The record is from RefSeq and is a predicted model, not a curated record. Gene Ontology annotation, cellular component: GINS complex. Lineage: Eukaryota; Metazoa; Arthropoda; Insecta; Hymenoptera; Formicidae. Gene Ontology annotation, biological process: mitotic DNA replication initiation.
GAUUUUUGAAUAUCUUGUGUUGUGUCAGCACUGAAAUACGUAGGAAUGCAACAGGUGUAAAAUACGGUUGUUUAUUUAAAAUUAUCUCAACUUCGACGAAACUUCUAAACCUUUUUUUUUUUUUAAAUGGCGACAUUAUCCCACAGUUAUAUGCCUGAUUAUUUUUCCUUGACAGAUAUUUUGUGUACUGAAGAACGAAUAUCGUGCAAAGUCGAGGUUACGUUACCUCGUUUGGGUUUCCUUGAUCUGUCCUCUGAAUCUGAGGAUUUAAAAAUUGGUACAAAGUUGGAGCUUCCACUGUGGCUGGCACAGCCGCUGAAUAUAGCAAGAGAAUCAAUAGUCAGUGUAGACAUACCUAAAACAUACAAGGAAGGCUACAGGGAAAUUCUAUUAGCAGAUGCUUGUACCGUUGUACUAAAUAAAUGGAAUCCAUAUUAUUAUGAACUAGGAAUGUACUUAAAAAAAUUCAAUAAUCGUGAUAGUGAAAUGAUAAUUGACAGUUUAUUACUGACCUUCAGAUCACGAUUUAGAUUAGUUAUGGACUGGGCGCAAAAUCCUGUUUCCGACCCUACACUUAAUAGUUUACUACCAAGAUUAGAGAGAGAUUUAUUUCUUGCAGGUAGGAAAGCCAAGUUACAAUUAAAUGAUUAUUUAAGGAAAGGUUCGAGUGUUAUCGAAACUUCACAGAGUGCAGUAAAUCUUAAGAAACGUAAACGAACAGAUUAUGAACUUAAUUAAAAUUAUAGAAAAUUUGUAAUAGAAUAAUAUUAAAGUCUAAUAAUUACAAUACUUGAGCAACGUAAUGCAACAUUUUAUACAGAUUAUUGCACAAUGUGAGAAUGAGACAUUUAUAUUUAUAUUAUAAUAUUAAAUAAAAUUUAUUAUCUUA